AUGAUCCGCGAUCUGUCACGGGACGACGACAAUAUCAACGACUGGGACGCGGCAUUCCACGUCAUCAUCAGCUUUUUCAACCUCACCAUGGAUAGAUUCUACUCCCUGUUCGACGCGGCACAAGCUAGUAAUGACAUGCAGGAGGUGGAAGGCAUGCUUGAGAAAUGGCAGAGGGAGAAGCCGGUGUUUGAUGGGAAAUACCACAGCAUUCGGUCGGUGAUCUACAGGCUGAGGAAGUCGCUGGACAGGCGGCAGCACAGCGAGCGACAGCGGCAGAGGAUGGAGGAAGGGCAGCUGCUGCAUGCCGACUUCUUCCCUCCAGGUUCGUGCGUGCUGUGCCAGGAGUUGCUGUGUCUAUCUAUUCCGGCUGAUCGCCUGACCAGCAUGCAGGAUGUGGAUGGUCCGGGCGAGCUCAGCCUCGAUGGCCGCCCCCGGCAUGACAACGACCACCUUGAAAUUGCAGCUAUCUCAGUGGCUCCAACGAUGGAGGAGGUACUCUGCAAGGCAUCGCUGUACCUGCCACACAACCACCCCAACGAGCCGCACCACCUGCCAGCGGGGUCAGUGGGGCGCCAUGUGGACAUCCACUUCCGCCUGCUCCGCCACGACCUCAUCGCCCCCCUCUGGAGCAAAGCGCUCUUCCUCUUUUACCACUUCAACAACGAAUCCUCUUGGGAUGCUCGUGGCAGGGGGAGUAGCAGCACGAGCAGCGGCGGCGGUGGUGGUGGUGGUGGCAGAGGCGGCAGCAGAGACGAGGCGAUGGGGCUGUUGAGGGCGAACAGGGAGUUGGUGAGGGGUCUGACGGAUGAUAUGAAGGGCGUGGUGGGGUUUUCUUCAGAGGACAUGGACGUGUAUCUGCUGCGCGAUGUGCGCGUGCUGUCUAUUGUCGCCGACAGGAAGAGCAGCGUGUACUUUCUUAUAGACUUUUUGGAACCUCCCAUGCCGCGGGGCCGACAUUCUCGUAACAGCAGGGUGGAGUUCUGGGAGAACACGCGGAGGCUGCAGAACGGCUCCUUGGUCGGCCUGUGGAUCCGAGACAUCCAUUCCGCCCGCGACACAAGGAGGCUGGCCGCUGCCAGGCCGCAGAUUGGCGUGCAGCCAUGCGGAGGUGACGGGUUCAGUGCAGACCUGCUGGGGCUGAUCGCACAGGACGGCAAUGGGGGGAGUGGCGGGAGCGGCGGGAGGACACAGGUGGUGAUGUUGGAGGCGCAUGGGAGCUUUUUCGCGUAUGAGCCAAUUCUGAAGGCACUGCAGAGUAUCACUGACACAUCGCUGCCCUUCUCUGAGUACAUCUGCGGGGCAGCUGCAGGGGCACCUGGUGGGGCACCUGGAGCGUAUAAGCUGCCUGGUUACAUCAAAGGGGGGAUGCUGUACGACUUGAGCCUCCUGCUCAAGACCAAGUCUCCUUCCUCCUCCCAGCAGCCACAGACAGCUCCAGAGGACGAGUUUGCCAUCAGGAACGUGAUGAUCGGCAGCCCCACGGCCUUCCCCAUGGAUGCUCUCCUGCGCUGCACGUCGUUAGACGAACCCCAGACUGCAGCACUCCAUGCUGCUCUCACUCAGGAGUUCGCUCUGCUUCAGGGCCCCCCGGGAACUGGCAAGCUUGUGGAGCUUCUGCUGAGCAAUGCUCUCAAGAAGAGCAGUUCGUUAGGAGGACUGUUUUCUCGAGGCAGGGAGGUGGCCAGGUCAGCAGGUCCCAUCCUGUGCGUGUGCUUCACCAACCACGCACUGGAUGAGUUCCUAGAAGGCCUCAUUGUCAGCGGCAUCAAGAACGUGAGUGCAACAACUAUACCGCUGCUGUCAGAUCUGAUUGCGUCCCUCCUGCAAGUCCCAUCCCGAGGCUCAUUGCCAGUAGCACCACGAACGCAAUCGAACUAUGAGGUGAAAUUCAAGCUGGGCGAGGUGGAGGAGGUGAUAGGCACGUACAGCGACGCUCUGCAGCAGCGCAGUGACAACGUGGCGGCGGUGGCAUGGGGCUCCAUCGCCCGCCACCUCAUGGCCAACCACCCUGUUUUCUUCCACGCGCUCUGCCCCACCAGCAAGGCAGAUGCCAAUGGUUUCAAGCAAGUGGGGCGAGACAACUGGGAACGGUGGAAGCAAGGCUUGCCCAAGAAAAGCAUGAACUUAAAAAAGGUUGCUGCUGAGACAUGGGAGGAUCAAGGUCAUGUAUCCGGCAGGGGGAAGGGAGGCAAAGGAGGAGGAGGAGGAGGAGGAGGAGGAGGAGGAGGAGGAGGAGGAGGAGGAGGGAGAGGAAAGGCGGGAGCCCUGCCUCAAGGAGCGGGAGGGGGAGUAGGGGGAGUGGGAAUAGCCGCUUCUGGACACCAGGCUCCGAUGCAGAAUGCUUUCGAUGCCCUGGGGUUGCUUGGUGAUCUGGAGUUUGGGGAAGGGUGGGAUUUAAGCAGUUUGAGGGAUGGUGGAGUGAGUGCGGAGCUGAGUGAGAUUGUUGGGUUGAUGAGUUCGUACUUUGAUGGUGGUGGCAGUGGUGGUGCAUAUUCAGUGACAGGCACAGGACUUGACAGCUCGUGGCUGAGCCUUGCUCCCUCAAGGGGAGCGAGAGGGGUAGGAGGUGCAGGAGGUGCAGGGGCAGGAGGCUCAGGAGGGGCGGGAGUGUUUCCUGCGAAGGAGGAUCCGUCACACGCGUUCGGUGACUUGAGAAUUCACGAUGGCAUGCGACGUGAAGGCGGCAUGGGGAAGCACGGGAGCAUGGGGAAGGUGAUGGAGGAAGAGGUGGUGGAGGAGGAGGUGUGGGCGAGACCGGAAGUGGAUGAGGAGAGUGACCGAGGAGUGGAGGAGCUGUUAGGGUUGGAGGACCCGUGGGCAACGAGUGGGCGGGAGAGGAGGAAGCUGGUGGAGUUCUGGGUUGGGGAGCUGCGCGCCACUGCCACUGCUGCCAUUGAGGCGGAGGUGGCGAAUUACUCCAGGUGCGUGUGGCAUGGUGGUGGUGAAUUGGGGAUCACACCGUCUGGGGUCAUCAUGGUGGCACGCCGCAAUGCCAAGAUGCAGCGCCUCAUCACGGCGCUCGGCCCGCGAGUCAUCAUCGUGGAGGAGGCUGCUGAGGUGCUGGAGGCCCACAUCCUCACCUCGCUCACCCCGCAGACAGAGCAUGUUAUCCUUACAGGUGACCACCUGCAGCUGCGGCCCAAGGUGGAGGUGUACGAGCUGAGCAAGGACUCCAAAAGGGGCUUCGACCUGGACGUCUCGCUUUUCGAACGCCUCGCCCAUUCAAAGCAGAUCCCUGUUUACACCCUCGCCACGCAGCGCCGCAUGCGCCCUGAAAUCGCUGACCUUAUUCGCUACACCAUCUACCCAGGCCUGAAGGAUCACCCAUGUGUGCAAGGGUACCCGGACGUGCUGGGCAUGGCGGCCAACCUGCACUUCUCGGACCACAACUUUCCGGAGAGCGGAGGGGACGACCUGAGGGAGGGCAAGUCCAAGUCCAACGCGGGCGAGGCAGCCAUGGUGUUGGCCCUCGCAACCUACCUCCUGCAGCAGGGGUACUCGGGAGGGGAAAUCACCAUCCUCACGCCCUAUGUCGGCCAGCUGCUGAAGCUGCGCCAGGCGCUUUCUCAGGUGGUCAAUGUGCGCCUGGGGGAGGGCGAUGUGGAGGUGGUGGAGGAGGCAGAGGAGAAGGCGGCUGCUAGGGAAGGUGCAGCUGAGGGGGAGGCGGCUGGGGGUGGACAGGGGACGGCGGUGGGGGUGGGGAGUUCAGUGGCGAAGAAGUUGGGGAUGGCGUUAGCUGCGCCUAAAGUGACCACGGCAAAUCUGAAGGAUGCGGUUCGGCUAGCAACUGUAGACAAUUUCCAGGGCGAGGAGAGCACGGUGGUCAUGAUCGUCCUCGUGUGCAACAACAGGUUUUGGUUUGUCCCAACAGUUUCUGAUGAUGCUUCCUUCCUCCAACUUGUUCAUCUUGCCUGCCCAUCUUGUUUCCAGGGCGAGGAGAGCACGGUGAUCAUCAUCUCUCUCGUGCGCAACAACGUGGACGGCAAGAUUGGGUUCCUCAAGAGCCCCAACCGCACCAACGUGCUGCUCUCCCGCGCCAAGCACGGCAUGUACAUCGUUGGUGAGUGCAUGGCGUCAUGA
Messenger RNA from Closterium sp. Yama58-4, 4080 nucleotides. Lineage: Eukaryota; Viridiplantae; Streptophyta; Zygnematophyceae; Desmidiales; Closteriaceae. The record is from the annotation of a GenBank genome assembly.